Molecule: messenger RNA, 312 nt
Organism: Closterium sp. NIES-65
Lineage: Eukaryota; Viridiplantae; Streptophyta; Zygnematophyceae; Desmidiales; Closteriaceae
Source: the annotation of a GenBank genome assembly
AUGUGGUUGAGGUCGCUCGCUCCGCCACUUGCCUUGCACAGCUUCGGCUGUCACGCUGCGACACGACUCACGGUCUCCUUUUCAGGUGAGGCGCUCUUCACUGCGGGAGGCGCGUCUCGCGCAUCAUUCGGCGCGCCACUCCCACCAAGCAAUGGCGGAUCCGCUGCUGUACCUUCCGCCGCUCAAGCCAAGCCUCUAGUGUGGAAGGGGAAGACCAUCACUGACACCUACCAAGAGCAAUGGGAAUGUGGUCGGCGACACUGGAGCAUCAGGGAAAGUUGUCAUCUAGGCGGUGAGGUACUCUUCAACUAA